CCCCACGAGGUUGGAGCAUGGAUAAAGAACAGUCGCCCCAUUAAAUGCCCCUUGGUGCCGGUUACUGACAUUCCUGGCUAUGCUCAGCAGUGGUUCAUGUGGUGGACCUCCUGCCAAUCAGAUUGGCACAACAAGGAGGUACUCAUCCAAGAGGACGCACAUCCUGUGGGGGAUUGGUUGUGUCUUUGCCGUGGAGGGAAGAAUGAGUUUUUCAUAGUCCUUCUCAGCCUUGCAUGCUGGUGUGAGGCUAUUGUUAAUGAUGCUGAUUGUAUUUCUUUCACAAAGGCUAUGGGUGAUGUGGCUUGGGUGUUGAGUCAAAUGGUGACUGUUGGCACCCCCAGCAUGAAGCAUGUGCAUAAUACUCACAAUGAUCAAGGUUCCUCUACCCUCUGCAAGCAGUAUGUUGAUAUUUUUUUUGUCAAUCAUUAUUCACUGAUGUGUUUAUUUAGCCCCCAUAAAUAA
Molecule: messenger RNA, 462 nt
Organism: Suillus paluster
Lineage: Eukaryota; Fungi; Basidiomycota; Agaricomycetes; Boletales; Suillaceae
Exons: 1
Source: RefSeq, a predicted model, not a curated record